UGCCUCUCCGAGCUACCGCUGCCACGAUUUCAGCUUACUCUUACUGCCAUAAUGGCGACUGCUGAGACGGCGGACCCAGCGGACACAGCCCCGACAGGGACAAGCAGCAUCCGAAAAAUGUCCCCAUCAGAGAUGCCUGGCUCUUCUAGCACAACUCAGAGUAUGAAGAAGACCAUUGGACACCGGGGCGUCGAGACCACCACAGGAGAGACCACCUAUAAAAAGACCACGUCAUCUGCCCUGAAAGGCGCAAUCCAACUGGGUAUUGCUCACACAGUUGGCAGUUUAAGUCAAAAGGCAGAGAGAGAUGUUCUCAUGCAGGACUUUGUGGUGGUCGAAAGCAUCUUUUUCCCCAGUGAAGGCAGUAACCUGACACCCGCUCAUCACUACAAUGACUUUCGCUUUAAGACCUACGCUCCUAUUGCCUUUCGUUACUUCAGAGAACUGUUUGGCAUUCGGCCAGAUGACUAUCUGUAUUCUCUGUGUAACGAGCCACUGAUCGAGCUGUCUAACCCCGGAGCCAGUGGGUCAAUCUUCUAUGUCUCUAGUGAUGACGAGUUCAUCAUCAAGACCGUUCAACACAAAGAGGCUGAGUUCCUCCAGAAACUCCUGCCUGGAUACUUCAUGAAUAUAAACCAAAACAAGCGCACCCUGCUGCCCAAGUUCUAUGGACUAUACUGCGUUCAGCGUGGGGGCAAGAACAUCCGCAUGGUAGUGAUGAACAAUCUUCUCCCCCGGAUAAUUCCUAUGCACCUCAAAUACGACAUGAAGGGCUCCACCUACAAGAGACGAGCCUCUCCUAAGGAGAGAGAAAAGGCUGUUCCCGCUUUCAAAGAUUUGGACUUUAUCCAGGACUUGCCUGACGGUCUGCUGCUGGAAUCGGACAAUUUCAAUGCUCUGUGCAAGACUAUACAGAGGGACUGCUUGUUAUUACAGAGUUUCAAGAUCAUGGAUUACAGUCUGCUGGUGGGCAUCCACAACAUGGACCAGGCCAGUCGAGAGCGAGAGCGCGGUGGAGGCUAUUCCGGGGACAGUUGUGGGUCGGAGGGAGCUGUGACUCCAGACCAGCGCCGGCCGCAAGCCCAGAAAAGUCUGUACUGUACAGCCAUGGAGUCCAUCCAGGGGGAGGCUCGAGGGAAGGGAGCUUUAGAUUCAGAAGACCACAUGGGUGGUAUUCCAGCUCGUAACAGUAAAGGAGAGAGGUUGCUGAUCUACAUCGGCAUCAUCGACAUUCUCCAGUCCUAUCGAUUCAUUAAGAGGUUGGAACACUCCUGGAAGGCGCUGGUCCAUGACGGGGACACAGUUUCAGUUCACAGGCCUGGCUUCUAUGCAGAGCGUUUCCAGCAGUUCAUGUGCAACACAGUGUUUAAGAAAAUUCCACUAAAACCAUCACCAUCUAAAAAGAGUCGUAGUGGAGGUCAGGGAGGUCUCAGGCGGGCCCCCACCCUGGGAGCUCCCAGCCCGCUCUCCAAUGCAACAGGGCAGGUAUCUCUCGACUCCAGAAUGAUGUACCACAGCCACUACAAAAGCACAGAGUCAGAAGCUGACAGUGGCGUGCAGUCGGGCAGAUCUGAUCUUGUUCUGAGGACCCCUCCGCUAGACAACCCUGCUGAUAGUGAGGCCAACCUCUCCACCUCAUCACUAGGCAGCACAGGAGUUGCCUCCACCUCUCCUCCGCUGCGUUCUGUUGGAGUGGAAGUGCACAAAUCCGCAAACACAGACCACGACCAUAAUCACAGUUUUGGCGAAGAUGGGGCUGCAGAUAAUUCUGGUAACCUCUCUGGAAAUGAAGAUGUAGUUUCACUAUCAGACAUCAUCCCCGAGACAAACAUCUGUUUUUAAAAAACCGACACAGUGCAAUCCAAGAAUGAGGAGUUUCUGGCCUGGUCCAAGUGGGUGGAAGUAAGGAUAAAGAGAACGAGCAUCCAAAGCAGAACCUUUGUUGCACUUGUGAUGUUUUCUCACCCAUAUGUACCGUAUAUACAGGGGUCAUUGGAUGAUGCUUCAAGGUGGAGGGGAGAUCACAGCGGUAUUUAAAGCAAUGAGAAGUAGUGUGCGGUAGGCCUGAGACUUUCCCAGCCAUCAACAAAGUGUGUACUGUGUACACUAUUUCCACACCUGCCCCAAAGCUCCAUUCUCUUUUCAUAACACCUCAGAAAAAAAAAAGAAUGAUCCUGAAUUGGAAGCUUAUAAAUAGCCUUGAAUUGCAACAUUAAUUGAUUAAACCAGGGUUCUCCUUCAUCUUUGCAACAUGUCUGCUGCAAGGUAAAAAUAAAAUGACCUGUAUAUAAUGAAAAAGCCCCUUGUCACAAGUGGAUGGUGAAGGCAGGCAAAUUCUCCAGAAGAGUCUGUUUGUGCUCAUUUUCACAGCAUGAAGAGAUGUGAGUGGGCACAGACAGCCUUUCAGCAGGAAUACACACACUUACAGAGCACAUGAAGGGCAUAGCCUGCAUUUGUAGGAGUGAAUAUUUUCCUGUGUUCAUGCACAGUCUAGAUGGGUUGACAUUUCUGCGGCUCAUGCUCUCGUGUUCCUAUUAACUCCUAACCCCUCGGCAUGCCAAGUGUUUAGGGGGGGAACUCUGAGCUAUCAUUGGUCAUUGUUCAAAUCAACACUUGCUGCUGUCAACUCUGCAAUCAAGUAUGCAUUUCUUUUUUGCUGUUUGUGGAUGUACAGUAUUUGUUUGAAGUCAGACUUUAGAAACGCUGAAGGGAUGGGUUGAACCAGACCUCUACGGUAAUAUAGUUUCACGGCUUGUGAUAAGAUUUUCUGCUGGAAGCCACGGUGGUGCUGCAAAGGUCCAACCAGAUCUUGCCGUUGCUGAAUGUACAUUACAUUUUUUUUCUUCUAAUUUCAUAGAACGUGUCUUAUUCAGAUCACAUUAUUACAACCCUGAAAUUCUCCCCCUCUGAUGUGACCAUAUGUGCUGAAGUAUAAAUGAACACGGAAAGAUGAGGUGCCGACAGCACUGCUGAACAGUAGAUGCUGUCAAAUGGUAUUAAGUUAAUAGAACAGUAGCAUCCAAUCUACUGUCUGUCAUCUGUCAUGUGUGCCUUUACUUGUUUGUCCCUCCCCUAACAUGAUGUAUAUCUGACAUUUUCAAAGGUUCGUGUCGUAGUUGUUCAGAGAAACCUGCCUUAUCACUACAGCUGACGUCAUCAAACUGCCAUUUGUGUGUCUGGACCAACUCAUCAGUUGUCAGGGUUUAAAAAGAAUUUCACAUUUUAAUGAAAACACUAGUACAAUCCCUUUUGGUUACAUUCAUGUUGAGUGUUCGGUCACUUCUGGCAUCAGACAGAACAGAUCUAUGUUUCAUUCAUUUCUGCUGGUUACAGAAAUGACACAUGGCCACAUCCACUCUUGGACCAAUAUUACUAAUCGUGUGUAAAACCAUUUUCUAUUUGUAUGUGGUCUUAUUCAACUUUAACUUGGUAGUUCAUAAUUAAGCUAAGCACAAAGUGUCUAUCUUAUUGUUUAGGGCACUAAACAAGCCCCAGAUGUUGCUGAAAACUUUCUACCCUCAGAAGAUAUUUCUGAUUCUUAGAUUUGAAUCGUAGCACAAUCUUAGACAUUAUCUCAUUUAAUGAAUUGCUCUUCAUGUCCGAUAAGCACAUGUGGUCUGUGCAGCAGAGAGGGAGGAAAUGUGAGUUAUGAAAAUACAAAGAAAGUUAAUGACUCAUUAAUGCACAGUUGAGGAUUCAGGACUGAGUCUUUUGUAUUAUAUGCCAGACAAGGCACCAAAGAAAAGAGUAGGGAGUUCCUGUGAAUGUUCAGGAUCCAGUACAGAUGACAUGAAGAAGAAAUAAGACACUCCUGAAGUGAUAUGUUUUAUAUGGUAAUAACACUGGGUAGACCUGUGUUUUGAAUCUAUAAUUAUACUGGAUGUGUAUUGUUUUUCUUUUUUCUUGCUUUGUUUAUCAAUGAUUUUAUGUCUAAGAAUCUGUGUCUGACAUAAACCUGGUAUUUUUACUUUGGCCUGAAACAUUUCAAGAGUUAACUCCACAUUCCUGUGAAAUCCUGUGAGAAGUUUAAUUUGCUGCAGUCGUGGUAGCUCUUAGAACCCAUUAUUUUACCCACCCUUUGUGUAGUCCGGCGAAUGUACUUUUGAUUACUUCUGAUAUUAUGUAAAAUGCUGAUUUCCUCAAAACAGAUCAGUCUAAAGUUGUACUUAGUCGGUUGAGAGUCAAACUGCCACCAAAGAAAAACACUCCCCUGAAAAAUCUUAUUUAAAAAAAAAUAAUCUGACUAUAUUUUUUGUGGGUGCUUGAGUUUUUUUUUUUUUUAAUGGGUGGUACUGUGUAAUUGCUGGAUGCAGACCACUUGUGUCGCAGUUGUUAUGUACUAAACCAGUGGCAAAAGAGAAACGUCAUCCUCCGGUGCUUAAAGGGCACUCAGCAUAGACACUACAAUACAUUUGAAGUAAUGCAAUAUGAACCACAAUCUGCCACCUCUCAGCUCUAACAAGUGUAUUUAUUAAUAUGAUUGCUGGUUGUAGUCUGAAAUGAGAAAGUUGUGUUAUGUAGACGAUUGUACGUAUACUGUAAACUGACAGAAGGAUGUCUGAAACUUUAUAGCGUGUGUUGCCUGUGAAGGGGGACAAUUUGACAAUUUGACUUUUUAUAUUUCAUGUUUAGAUUGUGAUAUGAUAUAUUCUCUCCAUGAUGAUUCUGGGUCGUUCAGCUCCCAUGCUUUUUCUACAUGAAUGUUUCACGUGGCUCACGAGCCAACGUUGCUGGUUGUCCUAUAUGCUUCAAUUACUAUAUUUCUACUGUGUAUAAAAUGUGUAUAUGUACAUAUAGGAGUCACGGAAAUGCCUUCUCAUGCAACAUGUGCUGCCUGUCCCCCCGCCCUGCCAUGUUUCAGUUAUGUGGUGGUGAUGUUUUCAUGUCUGAUUUUAAAAGAUUAAACAUAUUUUCUAAA
This is a messenger RNA of Paralichthys olivaceus (Japanese flounder), 4918 nucleotides long. Its product is annotated as phosphatidylinositol 4-phosphate 5-kinase type-1 alpha-like. NCBI's taxonomy places the organism in Eukaryota, Metazoa, Chordata, Actinopteri, Pleuronectiformes, Paralichthyidae. Gene Ontology annotation, biological process: phosphatidylinositol phosphate biosynthetic process. The record is from RefSeq and is a predicted model, not a curated record. Gene Ontology annotation, molecular function: 1-phosphatidylinositol-4-phosphate 5-kinase activity. Gene Ontology annotation, cellular component: plasma membrane.